Messenger RNA from Trematosphaeria pertusa, 836 nucleotides. RefSeq lists its product as uncharacterized. The transcript has a single exon. Lineage: Eukaryota; Fungi; Ascomycota; Dothideomycetes; Pleosporales; Trematosphaeriaceae. The record is from RefSeq and is a predicted model, not a curated record. The coding region runs from base 164 to 718 and encodes 184 amino acids.
CACACGCCCGAGGUUGGAUACUCGGCAGCUUCAUCCAGCGCUCAGACUUCUGGCUGCUCCUGCUACCCGCAAUUUGUUCUUCUACAACAUGUUGCAUUGAGAUGCGGAGUUUCUAGUUUACUCAGCAUCUCUCUAUCGGCUUCCUUUUACAUAUGGUCCGAACAUGUCCGACCCACCACCUACACGUUCAAUGGCAGCUCCUCCUUUCGGAGCCUUGUAUGUUGACGAAUCAGUUCGCGAUUUCGGAGAUGAUGGAAGAGAAAAAUAUUUACAAAAGGUACAAAGACAGGAGCUGUUGUUCCCGAACAGGGGAGGGAAUGUACAUAUUCAGAACGGACUCAUUCUCCUCAGGAUCCAAACUCGCCACUUUCCUUACAAAGACGCCAAAAAGACGAGACCACUGCUCAUAUGUCCGUUGCGGAGUCUACUUCCAAGGAAAUCCACGCCGAUAUAUGUGGAGAUGCUACGGUGUCUCAGUUACCGCUCGAAAUUCUCAUCGCGAAUGGUAAUUCUCUCGAAACUCGAGGGAUUCUCAAAAAAGGUCUCUCCUGGAAUUAUUGGAUCUCUCCUGUCCGGGGGCAUCUUGUUGGAAAGUCCGCCGGGUCAAGAUAGUGCAUAUUUCUAUCUCGCCUUGGUCGAAGAAGAACGGUACACGACGUAUACCAAGUCCCCAACCAAACGAUUCGGCGACGCACGGUCGGCUAAAAUGUACAACUGAUCCUUUCCCAGGAUAUGCAUUCAUGACAACGAUAACUUCAUGAUCGGUAGCAUCGAAAAAGGUUCGAACCACGUACGGCAGUCUUCGACGCGGCAGUCUUCGACAAUUCGAACUCCAG